This is a messenger RNA of Loa loa (African eye worm), 608 nucleotides long. RefSeq lists its product as hypothetical. Bases 87 to 608 code for a protein of 173 amino acids. Lineage: Eukaryota; Metazoa; Nematoda; Chromadorea; Rhabditida; Onchocercidae. The record is from RefSeq and is a predicted model, not a curated record. The transcript has 4 exons.
GCUGGACAAAUAGAUUGGAUGUAUUCGUCGUGUUAGAGGUCAUUUCACUUCUUGGCGUUUCGUCCAGGCGAUUGGAUUUUAAAUAAAUGUUAAACAUUUAUCAACGAAUUAACGAAUGGAAGCGUUUCUUAUUGCCACGUUUAACGACCCAGACAACCCUUUCGCAUUACAUACCAAUGGUCGGAGCAUUGAGCCACUCGCUAUACUCUAUGCAUAUUCUUUCACCAGACUUACUUACCAGGUACUUUGGUGUUCAUGAUUUGGCAGUGGAAUUUUCGAUACUCUGUACCGCUACACUCGGUCCUGGUUUUGCGGUCUAUUUUCGACCGCACAUGAAUCGUUUGGGUUGGUGGAAACGUGUUGAAUAUAGUGUAUUUGCAGCUGUCAUAUUUACAUAUGGAUCAUUAUUUGCCGUUAUUUUCCUUAAAGACAUUUUGCCGAAGACCCUCAAUGUAUGGACGAAAUCAGUGGUUGGAGUAGGGAUGAGUUUGGUCCUGUUAUCACGAGGUUACAAUUACCUGAAUUUUCAUGAUUCUCGACUCAGAUAUCGAAAUGUGGCGGUCCACACUACACCAGUAAAACCAAUUGCAACUUCACAGAAUGAGUAG